Camarhynchus parvulus is the source of this 1040-nucleotide messenger RNA. Its product is annotated as importin-4-like. The annotation marks the transcript as partial. The transcript has 11 exons. Gene Ontology annotation, biological process: protein import into nucleus. Gene Ontology annotation, molecular function: nuclear import signal receptor activity. The record is from RefSeq and is a predicted model, not a curated record. NCBI's taxonomy places the organism in Eukaryota, Metazoa, Chordata, Aves, Passeriformes, Thraupidae. Gene Ontology annotation, cellular component: nucleus; cytoplasm.
AUGGCUGAAUCUGGUGGAUUUUGGGGUGAAUUUUGGGGUGAAUUUGGGCCAUUUUGGGGCUCCCAGAUCCGACAAUUGGCUGCCGUUCUGCUCCGGAGGCGUCUCAGGAAACUCCCCGAGGAUUUGAUUGACAGGCUCCCUCACAUCGUGGUCGAGGCCUUGGAGCGAGAGACGGAUUCUUGCAGCAGAGGAGCCCUGGGGCAGCUCGGGGCGAAGCUGCUGCUCCUGGGAGGCCCCAAAUUUUGGGAACCGUUGGAAAAAUGGAUCCAGGAGGCGGCGAGGGAACCCCAGAAAAAGGAGGGGGCGCUGCGCUUGGUGGGCGUGGCCUUGGGCGUGGCCGGCCCCGCCCUCUCCCCCCGAGGCCCCGCCCUCCUGCCCCUGCUCCGGGGGGGACUCCGAGGAGACCCCGGAACCGUCGGAGCCGCCCUGGGGGCCCUGGGGGCGCUCGUGGCCGUUCUGGGACCCAAAAAAACGAAGUUGCUUCGCUCGCUGGUCCCUGAGGUGCUGGCGGCGCUGGAGGAGCUGCUGAGGCUGGAUGAGGACCGUGGCGCUGACGCUCUGGAGGUCCUGGAUGAAUUCCUGGAAGCCAAUCCUGAAUCCCUGAUCCCACACCUGAGGCCCAUGCUGGAGCUCUGCCUCCAGGUGGCCGGGGAUGAGUGCAGAGGUGACACCGUGAGGGUUCGGGCCUUGGCCACGCUGACGUUCCUGGCCCAGAAGAGACCCAGGGCCCUGCUCAGGGGGGGUCUCCUCCCGCAGCUGCUCCGGGGGCUCCUGGUUCCCCUCUGUGCCCCACUGAGGCCCCAAAGCGCCGACCCCGAGGAGAGCUGGCCACAGGGGGGGGAGGGGCGGCCCUGCCCCCGCCACGGCGCCGCUCAGGUUCUGGAUGCUCUGGCCCAGGGGCUGCCCCCCGAAAAGCUGCUCAAGGAAUUGUUGCCGCUGCUGGAGGGGCCGGGCCGAGGCGGUUGCGCCGGCGGCCGCAAGGGGGCGCUGCUGGCGCUGGCGGCGCUGGCGCGCGGCUGCGGCUCCGCCCUGCGACAGCG